This is a messenger RNA of Klebsormidium nitens, 2096 nucleotides long. NCBI's taxonomy places the organism in Eukaryota, Viridiplantae, Streptophyta, Klebsormidiophyceae, Klebsormidiales, Klebsormidiaceae. The record is from the annotation of a GenBank genome assembly.
CUCUGUCCCAGACUGUCCGACCCAGACCUCUCAGGGGCGAUCUACUGCACGCACACCAUACGGUGACCAAGAGAAGGUGACGCAUGCUGUCUUUUGCUUCCUCCGAGGAGGUCAUAAGAGCGUGAAUGAACCCUGAUGGAGUUCAGCUGAUUGGAUUCGGCUAGUUGCAAGGAGCGCUCUGAUUCAGGUCAAUUGUGCUUUCAAAAGUGUUCAACGCCUCAGAACUGAGCGAAGAGGUCUGCCAGGCUAUGCACACAUCUUAUGCAAAAAGGGGACGGAAGCGCGGGCCUUUCUACACUCAGAUGGUGUUGCUGCUCCGAUCGGCGCACAAGUUCCUCCGCCGCAAUUGGCGCGCCGAUUGGCGCCGUACGCUCAAAGCCUUCCUACUUCUCACAGCAGCAUUUGCUCUCCUUUGGUUUCUUUUGCUACCAAUCCUGCCAGCAAGUAAGAGCACAGACAUGGCAACUGCAGCUGGCCCCCUCCGUCUGGUCUUCCUAACCCUAGAAUACAAAGCGGGGACGUUCUCAGGGAACGGCAUCUACGCGCAGUCCCAGGUGCGGUCGCUAACUAGACUGGGGCACCGGGUGUUUGUCAUCAGCGCAGCACCAGAAGCGUCCCCCUCAACCAGCAAAACCUCAGACGAAUACGCUCUGAUAGAGAUCCCUGUUCCCGUAUGGGGGCGAUUGGACCGCAAGUCCGGCUGGCGCGAGUUUUCCGAGGGGAUCACCCCGGCAAUUUGUACGCAGGUUGUGUCAUUCGCCCCUCAUUGGGCCCUUGUUGUUGACUGGUCCGCGAUCGGCACCUACAAGCGCCUUGUAAAUGCAGACUGCUGGGGUGAGGGGGGUGUGAAUAAGCCCCCACUGGCCUAUUUGAACUAUAGGAUAUAUGCUGUGACGGAAUAUAAGAGGCGGGACGAUGAGGACCGGGAGGCAGAUCAGGAGUUCUACCGGAUGGCGGAGUCUUCGGCGGUUGGGAUGGCAUCAGCGAUCACGGCGUUGAGCACAGCUGAUGCAAGGUAUCUAGAAGUCGAUCUAGGCGACGCGCGCCGCAAAGAGGUUGUUCCGAAGGCGCUGCUGCCACCUCUAAGGGAGGAUAUCCGCCAGAUAGCACUGUCCAAAGAUAAAGGGGGGAGCAAUCAAGGAUGGGAGAAAGGGCGUUUGUACUUUACGUGUUGCGUGAGACUGUCGGAGGAAAAGAAUGCGAUGCUGUUUGCUGCUGUGCUUGAAGAGCUUGCUCCAUGGCUCGAGACGGUCGGCAUUCAGCCGCUUCUGUGCGGAGGCGCCGCCAAAGCCGAGGAGGGGUCUUACGCGCAAGCCGUGAAGGAGCGGGUGAGCAAGGCGGCGCCAGGUGUCGUGCUAAAAGACGGCUUCUUGCCACCCGAGGGCUUGGCCGAGGUCUUCUCUAGAACUCUACUUAACUUCCACCCGUGCGUCUAUGACGCAUACGGCAUGACUAUCGUCGAAGCAGCCGCGUUCGGCGUGCCGUCCGUCGUCAACAAAGGCACAGCAGGGGCGGUGGGCGCGGCGGAUCUGCUGCGGAUAAGGGACGGGAUGGCGAUCGGGGUCAACCUGGAACGGAAGCCGGCGCAAAUCGCGGAGGCUGUGAAAGAAGCGCUUUUGGACAGGAGGAAGCUAGCUGAAGUCGGUACCGCUGCCGCUGGAAAAGCGAUGGCAUGGAGCGAAGAAGCGAACGCAAAGGAGCUUGUGGACAUUCUGAGGUCCUCGCCUCGACUCCCACCUUCCAGGCCCGGACCAGAAGACGCCGUGUUGUAGACGCUUGACCUGCUGGAAUGCAAGUCUGCUUCCAUGUUGUAGCUUCUGCACGAACACGUCUUCCUUCAGAAUGCUUCACACGGGUUUGAUUACAUGUACGAUGGUUCGUAUAUGUAAUCAAACAGGUGCUUGAAGGGUUUAACCAUAAUACACGUCAGCCUUGUCAGGAUGAUACAUGUUGUUUCUGGCCUGGCCGUCGAUUCGGAUGCUCAGAUCGAAAUACAAGUUUGAACUUGCUCUUGAGCAUGCAGCUGAGAGCUCACUUCACAGCGAAUUCGUACCCCACUUUCCGGCUAAGCCGAUCAUGGCACUCGGUCAAGGUGA